CAACGGGUCACGAUGGAGAAAAAGCACAUGCAUGUUCAACACAGCAGACUUUCCAACUCUGCUUCUUUAAGAAACUGCAGAGGUUCAGAGAGUCGUUUCCAUCUGAGUGUCAUUCUGUUCUUUGGAGUGUUCAGUAUCUGCCUGCUCAUCGGACUGCUGGUCGCCAAYGCUCAGUACAACGACGCCAAACGGCGACUGACUGAGGAUCUCCAGGCCUUGAACAAAUCCCAUGCCUCCAAAAUCUCAGAAAUAAACCAGCUGAAUAAAAUACUUGGUGAGAAAUCUGCAGAACUAAGCAGAGCUCUGUCUGCACAGAAUAAUGACUCCAAAUGUCAUUCAAAUGUUGAACUCCAGAAUGAUCUGACUGAUCGUCUCCUCGCCUGCAAUGAAUCACUUUUCAACUUAACCAAACAAAGAGACGAGCUGAACGUCCGGCUUGAAGAGGAAAGCGGUGAUGAAGGAUUGUCUCUGCAGAGUAAGACUCUGUGUUUUUUGACAGAAGAAAAUGAUCUCCCUGCACUCUUAGUCAAUCUGACUGCGUGUCGUCAAGAAAACGCAACGUGUCCUGACAGUUGGUUGAAGUUCAAUUGUUCUUGUUACCAAAUCUCUGGUGAAGGUUCCUGGGAYGAAGGCAGAGCGAACUGCAUAAGAAAAGGAGGAGAUCUGGUGGUGAUAAAUAAUGCUGAGGAGCAGAAUUUUCUUUCUGAAUUCAASAAGGAGGCUUGGAUUGGUUUGAGCGACAGAGAAACUGAGGGAUCCUGGCUGUGGGUUGAUGGAACCGCUAUGAAUUUCACAUCCUGGAGCUUCAAUCAGCCUGAUAACUUUGAUGGAGGCCCAACAUGGGGUGAUGAGGACUGUGCACAUAUCACAUCGUAUGCCGGUGCACCUUGGAAUGAUCUUCCAUGUGAUGCUAACAGAUGGUGGAUUUGUGAAAAAAAACCAACAAUGUUUGCUCCAUAA
This is a messenger RNA of Poecilia reticulata (guppy), 960 nucleotides long. The record is from RefSeq and is a predicted model, not a curated record. NCBI's taxonomy places the organism in Eukaryota, Metazoa, Chordata, Actinopteri, Cyprinodontiformes, Poeciliidae.